Messenger RNA from Paramecium sonneborni, 2728 nucleotides. Lineage: Eukaryota; Ciliophora; Oligohymenophorea; Peniculida; Parameciidae. The record is from the annotation of a GenBank genome assembly.
AUGAAAGAAUAUAAAGAUAAAAUAUUCACAUCUCAUUCUAGAGCUAAUUCUAGUUCUACAAAAAAUGAAUUAAAACAUCAUACUCAAAAAUCUAAAUCUCCAAUUUGGGAUAGAAUGAAUUCAUAAAAUUCCCAAAAAAAGAAAAUCUUUGAUGAUGCUCCUCUUAUAAAAAGAAGUAAACCUUAGAUUUUUAGUAAACCUGAAUGGAAAUAAAAUAAUGUUUAAUUAACUAAACAUGUAGCUUCAUAACCAUCUGAAGAUUUAGAUGAAAGCAGUUUGACAAUAUAGUUUUUAAUGACUGAAGAUAAAGACAUAGAUGAAAUGUAUUAUAAAGACAAUAAUGAAUCUGAAAUCUUGAGUUAUUUGAUUACAUAAAUGGGUAAAAGACCGACUCUUGAAAUUUAAGGUACUAUGAUUGAAAACUUAACUCGUAAAAAUAAUGAAAUAAAGAAACAACUAUCUCUCAAAUUAAUGGAAAAUUAACAUUAAUUGAAUUGGGGUUAUUAUAUGUGGGAUGCUUUAUCCUUUCGAGUUAAUUAAUGCUGUGCUAGAAUUGCUAGAGCUAGAUUAGUCUUAAAAUUAUUGAAGUAGACUCAUAAAGAUUUGGGAUUGAAGAUCUAAAACAAACAAUAAUAAAAAGAAGAACUUGAAAUUAAAAUAUCAAAUGUUAUUAAAUUUAGAUAACGAUAUUAAUAAGUUCAUGAUCUUGUUUGUGAAUUAAAUAAAGAUCAAGUUACCAGCAAUAGUUGGUCCUUAUACAAAAUUAUAUCCAUCAAAGAUUUAGUCUGGACUUAAUCAAGAGAUAUGAAAUAAUAGAUGCACUUAUAUUAUUGUUUUAAUGAUAUAAGAGGAUAUAUAGAAACCCUAUUCUAAUAAUAAUUAGAAUAUUCUUAUCGUUUUUUCACUUAAAACAUUAUUCUCACAUUUGUUUAAAAUAAUAAAGACAAAGACGAAUUGUUUAAAAUGUUAGAUAGUAUGUGUGAUUACCUCUAAUAUUAUGAAUUGAAUAAUAAAAGUGUAGAUAUUAGCAAAUAGAUAAGAAUUUCUCUAUAAAGUCAAUUUAGAAGUAUCAUUAGAUAACAAUUGAAAAAUGAAAAUGUAGACAUCAAACCAUUCAAUUUUAAUAAAUAACUUAUGGUAUUUUAAUUAAGUAUUCUAUUAGAAAAAAGGAGUUAAAUAUGAUUGCUUACAUACAUUGAAUAAAUACUUGACAGCAUUUUUAACAUCAUUCUAUCUUACAUCAUUUUCACUAGGUUUGAUUGUUUAGUAAUUCUAAAAAUUGCUUUAAAUUAAUGCUUAAUCAAAGAAAUAACCUUUAUUAAAAAAGGUUGGUUUUUAAUACAAUAUUGAAAAGAAUCAGUUCUGGUAAUAUAUUUAAGAUAAACUUGUCAAGAGUAUAAGAAAUACAAAAAUGGAUGCAUAAUGUGUUUAUUAGGAUUGGAUAAGAUUUGAGGCUCUAAUUUUUAAAAUUAUUUAAAUAGGAGAAGAAUUAAGUAACUUAAAAUCUUACACACUCUUGUUUCAUUUAAAAUAGACUUUGAGAUUGAUUGCAUAAGGAUUGAGUAUCAAUGUUAUUUAAUGUUUGAGCAUUCAAAAAGGGAUGGGUUCAACCAAUAUUAUAAAACCUUUAUAUCAAUGCGUAUUAUUUAAUAAAUUAGAUUUCUAUGUGGAAUAAAGAAGGCUAAAUAUUCAAUCUUAAUAUUUGAACUCAUUUUUAGAAAUCAAAAAUAUCUUACCUCAUUUUGAAUAAUAAUAACCUUUAUAAUCUAUAGAAAGUCCUUACAAUAAAAAAGAAGAAUACUUCUUUAUAGUAAGUUAAUUUUAAGAACUACUUUUUUUCGCUUAAAAUAUUAAAUAGUUUAGAAUCGAUUGUUUUUUGCAUACCAUACAUUGUUUUGAGUUCUACUGUUAUCUUUUGAUCCGAAAUGAUCUUUAUCCUCAGAUAAAAUAGCUUUAAUUUGAAUUGCCUUCAUAUGAAGACAAUUUUGAAAAUCUUGUAAUAGCUCAUCAUUACAUUACUAAAUAUGCUAGAUUUGGUACCUUCUAAUAAAUGUUAAUGAAAUAGAUAGAUAGCAUAAGAUCUUCAAAUUUAUAAAUUUAAGUAGUUUACUCUUCUUUUUGCUUGAGAGAAAUUUUGGAGAAUUUAACUCUUUGUAUUUAGAUUUAUGAUUUUAUCAAAUAAUCUUAUCAAUAUUAGGAAGAUAUUGAGUUCAUAGAAUGUUAUUUGAAUAAAACAAAACAAUGGCUUGAUUAAUUAAAGUUUUUAUGGAUUUACACAUAAGGAUUGAAGGAUAGUGAGAUUGAGAAUAAAUAAAUAAGUAGUUAUUAGAUUAUGUAUAAAAUGACAUAAAUUAUGCAUCAAAUAUCAGUGAUAUCAUUGAACAACUAAGUUAUUAAGCCAGAAGAGAUAGGAUAGAUUUAUUAUCAAGCUUACAGUGAGAAUUUAAUGGAGGUAAUAAUGGGAAUUUUAAAUAAAUAAAAUAAAUAAUAAUUGCUUGGAGAAUUAUAAAAAUUUUUAAAAUAAGUUAAUGGAUAGUAUUAGAGUUAAUAAUUUGAUUGUUUUGUACGGUUGUUGGACAUAAAAAGUUAGGGUCAGUAUUAAGAAUAGGUGAAUAAAUUAAAAUUAUUGAGUCUAAAAACCUAAAUUUCUAUAUUGUAGAAGGAAAUCAACUUGGAUUAGAAAUGCAUCACUCAAAUAUACGUAAGUUAUGUAAAUGAAAAUGUUUGA